Messenger RNA from Hyposmocoma kahamanoa, 1160 nucleotides. RefSeq names its product transcription factor SUM-1 (gene nau). NCBI's taxonomy places the organism in Eukaryota, Metazoa, Arthropoda, Insecta, Lepidoptera, Cosmopterigidae. Bases 1 to 612 code for a protein of 203 amino acids. The transcript has 4 exons. Gene Ontology annotation, biological process: muscle organ development; positive regulation of myoblast differentiation; regulation of transcription by RNA polymerase II. The record is from RefSeq and is a predicted model, not a curated record. Gene Ontology annotation, molecular function: DNA-binding transcription factor activity, RNA polymerase II-specific; protein dimerization activity; RNA polymerase II cis-regulatory region sequence-specific DNA binding.
AUGUCAUACAAUACGUUUUACGAGUCGUUUAGCUGCAAAGAAUUCCAAAAGAACGUCGACGCAAAUUCAAACAACAUGAAGAACGAAAACAAAAUGGUUGACGAUCAAAAUGGUGGGAAGGUUGAAAUUAUAUUACAAAAUGAGGGUAAAGAAGACGAAGAUCAUGUUCAGCAUAUUUUAGGGCCUAGUAGGCGUUGUUUGGCGUGGGCCUGCAAAGCUUGUAAAAGAAAAACUGCAGCUGUCGACAGGAGAAAAGCUGCUACCUUAAGAGAAAGGCGGAGAUUGAGAAAAGUAAACGCAGCAUUCGAGGAACUCCGAAUAAGAGCGCGGGCUGGCAGUGGAAGACUACCCAAAUUAGAAAUACUUCGCGCUGCCAUACAACACAUUGAGAGACUGCAAGCGGCAUUACGAGCCGCUGCUGUUCUGGAAUCGGAGAGCUGCAAGUCAUACGUGGAGUCGCCGGCUGCAGUUGCACGGAUCUGUCCCGACAGCCGACAGAGUAAAGACGACAAGGAGAGACCUUUUUUUAAUAGUGAGUCACCCGGAUGCGGCAAUAGUCUAGCUCGAUUACGAUGCAUCGUGCAAGCUUUAGCUAGCAAGGACCAUCCAUGACAAAUUAGUUAAAAAACUUAUUUCAAAUAUUUAGUAUAGAACGAAAAUACAAAACUAUUCCUGUAAUGUCGUGCGGCGAUGUUCCCCGCGCGCUGUUCCCGUGAUUUAUAAAAACUUGGACUUGGGGUAAGCAAAAAUGGCGAGAAAAGCAAGUUUGCAAACCAGCGGUUUUGCAGUUGGUGGGGCUGUGUGUACCAGACCAAUAUGUGUGGCGGCGGCGUUAGCCUCCUCUGUUCGCGUUACUACGUGCGCGACAUUGCGUUACCUAAAUGUCCCUAGUUUCGUGGAUAUUAUUCUGUUGCUCAUUGAACAAAUUCGUACAAGCGGCUUUAUGAGUUUGGUGUUACCAUUACCAAUUAAGUAAUUAAUACAAAGAUCGAGCACUUAGAAAAAAACUUUUGUUACGGCCGGAUUGGAACCCCAAAUCGUGGCAGACGCUAUGCGAACUAAGCUACGGAACGAACCAGCGGACCUCACGGAUUUUUUUAUGUGCUUGUUAUCGGGUCUUUGUAUUUGGUUUUUUCAAUGACUUUUUAGCCGUAGCACCA